Pimephales promelas (fathead minnow) is the source of this 1514-nucleotide messenger RNA. Lineage: Eukaryota; Metazoa; Chordata; Actinopteri; Cypriniformes; Leuciscidae. The record is from RefSeq and is a predicted model, not a curated record.
AGAGCCAAUCAAGGAAGUGCAGCAGUCAAACACAGUUUGACAACUCAAGAUACAGGAAGAGAAACUUAAACGAUGGCCACAUUCGCAAAGGAAAAAAUGAUCUACAUUUCAGUCGGGUUUUGGCUCAUUUUAGGGGUUGAAUGCUUUGGUGGGUCAAAUCAUAUCGUAACUAUUAAGACUGGAGGAUCUGUCACCAUCCCAUGUCAUUAUGAUGAGAAAAACCCACCGCAGAAGAAAUACUGGUACUCAGUUAUUGAUCGAUCUUCUAACUACACAAACACAACAGAGGAGAAUCUGUCAGUAAUUGAUCAUCCUGAUCAGAGUCUCUUCACUGUGACUAUGAGAAACCUGGAGAACAAACAUAAUGGGGAUUAUUCCUGUGCUGUAGAGAAUGAAGGAAAACCAACAGUCACAUUUGAGCUUCAUCUCAAGGUUCAGUCUGCUCCUGAUGUGUCUGUGAUGAACAGCAGUGUAUCUGGACGUGAAGGUGAUAAUGUCAGUGUCCAGUGUUUCUACACUUCUGGAUAUAAGAAUAAACCCAAACAGUGGUGCAGAUAUAAAGAUAAGAGCUGUUACACAGUGGGGAGGACUGACACAUCCCAGAGUUCAUCAGUCCAGAUCAGUGAUGAUGGGAGAAGCUCCUUCACUGUGUUGAUGACUGGACUGAGACUCAGUGAUUCUGGAUGGUACUUCUGCUCUGCUGGAGAGGCACUGAAUCCUGUUCAACUCACUGUAACCGAGGCAGUUUCGGUAAACACGACCACAGACAAUCCGAGAGACGUAAGAGAAACAGGAAACAAGAAUAAUAAUGAAGCUGAAAGCAUUGAAGAAAAACAAGAUAAAGUUCGUCUGAGUGUGUGGCUUCCAGUUUCAGCUGCUCUUCUGCUGCUGUUGAUUCUGCUCGCUGUUUUCACCUGGAGACGGACACACAAGCAAGAUAAACAUCAAAACAGAGAGAGAAACGACAGCAGAACCAUUGACGCAAUCUACUCUAAACCUGAAGAAGAUCCUGUGAUAUACAACACUAUAGAUGAUGAACGCCCAGGAGAUCCCAACAAGGACGUAACCUACAGUGUUAUUGGUGAUGCUCCUCCUGGGAGUGAAGCAAAGCCUCCAGCAGGAGGAACAAUAUACAGCACUGUGGCUCCACACUAACAGCAACAGUGAGGAUUACACAGAAACAGAAGAGAAUAUUUUGCCCUAUUUUUGGACUAUUUAGAUUAUUUUUGUAGUUUUUUAGGCUUGCUUUACAUGAACAUCUAACAGAUCCACAGAUACAAAUGCAUUAAAGUUAACUUUACGUUUGCUUGAUCCCCCAUUUUUCAAAAGGACCCUAUGACCUAUGACAGUUAUACGGACUGUAAAUGAAUUAGAGUAUUAGUAUUUAUAUUUUGUAGUUAUAUAUUUGUGUCUGUUUCAUUUCUCCACUUUGUUUAUUGUACAGUAUUCUGUUUCUAUUUCCAUUUGAAUUUUUACAAACAUGCACAUUUUUAAAAUUAAAUAAAAUUAUUUUG